Sinocyclocheilus anshuiensis is the source of this 1163-nucleotide messenger RNA. RefSeq names its product protein NLRC3. NCBI's taxonomy places the organism in Eukaryota, Metazoa, Chordata, Actinopteri, Cypriniformes, Cyprinidae. The record is from RefSeq and is a predicted model, not a curated record. The annotation marks the transcript as partial. The transcript is spliced from 3 exons.
AUUUCUCUAAUAUCGGAAAUUAUUUUGCUAACAGGAUUCAAUAUGAGAAAUCAGACUUCCAGAAUUACCGCCUCAAAAAGGAUUUAAGAGAAAGUCUUGUCUGGAUCUUACAGGACCUUGAGUACAAAAUAAUUGCAUUUCUGAAGAAUGAGCUGAAAAGGUUUAAGAAAAUGUUAAAAAAAGAGAACACACAGUACUUUGUUCAGGACUUUACAGAGGACAUGUGCAGUGUCAAAGAAGCAGCACUUGAUAUCACACUUUACUUCCUAAAAAGUAUGAAGCAAGAUAAACUUGCAGACAAUCUAAAAGAUGAGCUGGUCUUCAUUCAUCAACGACAACUUAAAUCGAACCUGAAGAAAAAGUAUCAAUGUGUGUUUGAAGGAAUUGCAAAGCAUGGUGACUCUACACUUCUGAAUAACAUCUACACAGAUCUCUAUAUCACUCAGGCUGGUAGUGAACAGAUCAAUACUGAACAUGAGGUAAGACAGAUUGAAGUUGCUUCCAGGCGUCAUGAAACACAAGAGAUACAGGUUGAAUGCAAAAAUUUGUUCAAAGCAUCUGAACAAGACAAGCAGAUCAGAACGGUACUGACAAAAGGAGUUUCUGGCAUUGGAAAAUCAGUCUCUGUGCAAAAGUUUAUUAUGGAUUGGGCUGAAGGAAAAGAAAAUCAAGAUAUCAGCUUCAUAUUUCCUCUUCCUUUCCGGGAGAUGAACUUAAAGGAGAAAGAAAAACAAAGUCUGAUGAGUCUUGUAAGUCAGUUUUUCCCAGAGACAAAAGGACUGAACCUUACAAGAAAUGAUAAAUUCCAAGUCCUGUUCAUUCUUGAUGGUUUGGAUGAAUGUCGUCUUCCUCUGAACUUUGACGGUAAUGAGACAUGGUCUGAUGUAUCGUCACCAGCCUCUCUGGAUGUUCUCCUAACUAACCUCAUCAAGGGAAAUCUGCUUCCUUCUGCUCUCAUCUGGAUCACCACCAGACCAGCAGCUGCCAGUAAGAUUCCUCCUGACUGUAUCGAUCGGGUAACAGAGGUCAGAGGAUUCAAUGAUGCACAAAAGGAGGAGUACUUCAAAAAAAGAUUCACUGAUCAGAAUCUGGCCAGUGAAAUCAUUGAUCACGUAAAAAAAUCAAAGAGUCUGUUUAUCAUGUGCCACAUCCCAGUCUUCUGC